CUAUCGUAUGAGUCAUGAGGCUAGAUUUUUGUUAUAUGAAAUAUUCAUUUUUAACUAUAAGAGCGUCCCCUAUCUCACAAUUCCAUUCCUUCAAUCCUCUCUUUAUACCUCUAGUCCAACCCCUAUUUCAAGGAUUUCAGUUGCAAAUCCACACUCAGAACUUCGCAAAAGUGCACCCUAAGCUGCAAAAGAUGCAUAAAAACUUCAAUCUUUCCAGUUCUGACCAUCCAAUAAGUUCCUAGGCUUUCUUUUUCUACUAAUCAGAUUUUAUAAAUUGAAUAAUUCGUACGUGAUUGAAGAUGUAUAGCAAUUUCAAGGCACAAGCGAUUGAAUAUGUGAAGCAAGCAGUGCAAGAAGAUAAAGUUGGUAACUACGAAAAAGCAUUUCCUCUUUACAUGAACGCUUUGGAGUACUUUAAGGCCCAUUUAAAGUACGAGAAGGACCCUAAGAUUAAGGAGGCCAUUAUGCAUAAAUUUGGCGAGUAUUUGCGCCGGACGGAAGAGAUCCGAGUCGUGUUGGAUAAGGGUGGGAGUGGGCUGGGUCUGAAUGGAGGGGAUGCAGAUGCGGCUACCAGGCCCAAUGAUGAAGAAGAUGGUGAUGAUCCUGAACAGUCAAAGUUGAGGUCUGCGCUUGAUUGUGAGAUUAUCAGAAACUUUAAGCAGAAAGCGAUUGAGUAUGUGAAGGAAGCAGUGCAAGAAGACAAUGCUAAAGCAUUUCCUCUUUACAUGAAUGCUUUGGGGUACUUCAAGACCUAUUUAAAGUACGAGAAUAACCCUAAGAUUAAGAUGGCCAUUAUUCCGAAAUUUAACGAGUAUUUGAACCGGGCGGAGGAGAUCCGAGCCGUGUUGGAUGAGGAUAGUGGUGGGCCGGGUCCGAGUGGAGGGAAUGCGAUUGUGACUACCAGGCCCAAGAUGAAGCCCGAAGAUGGAGUAGAUGGUGAGGAUCCUAAGUAGUCCAAAUUGGGGACUGGGCUUAACUCCGCAAUUUUUAGGAAUAAAGAUUUUUAACGAGUUGUUGGUCAACAUCGUGCUUUAGUCAAAGCAGAUCAGUAGAGUGAAGACAGCCAAAUAUUGUCAGAUCAUGCCUCUACUUUUUGGUUACCGCUUGAAUGGUUUGUAUUGUAUUGUAUUAUAUUAUUUUAAAAAUAUUUAUUUUAAUUGAUACUUAACUUUUAUUGUAUAUUAUCAAAUCCGUUGUUACAUGUAACAGUAAAAUAAUUUAUUUUAUGUAACAACCGAUUUGGUGUGGUUGGAUCUC
Molecule: messenger RNA, 1257 nt
Organism: Nicotiana attenuata
Lineage: Eukaryota; Viridiplantae; Streptophyta; Magnoliopsida; Solanales; Solanaceae
Product: protein SUPPRESSOR OF K(+) TRANSPORT GROWTH DEFECT 1-like
Exons: 3
Coding region: 300-953 (217 amino acids)
Source: RefSeq, a predicted model, not a curated record